Arthroderma uncinatum is the source of this 1143-nucleotide messenger RNA. RefSeq lists its product as uncharacterized. Lineage: Eukaryota; Fungi; Ascomycota; Eurotiomycetes; Onygenales; Arthrodermataceae. The record is from RefSeq and is a predicted model, not a curated record. The coding region runs from base 1 to 1143 and encodes 380 amino acids. Gene Ontology annotation, molecular function: protein binding. The transcript has a single exon.
AUGUUGCCUAUACCUCAUCCACGUAACCGCAAACUGAUACCGAUUGAAGAUUUCAUGUUCGUCGCUCCUCAUCGUCGAGAAAUAAUAUUCCAGGACCUUCCAGGCCUUAAGAAAUUAUUCAGCGGGCCUACCAGCCAGAUCGUCUUGCUCCUCGCUGAACCAAGACUCAAGCAGUCCGCGCUUAUCAGGGAGACCGAGGAGUCCGGAACAUGGAGCAACAAUAUCGAAAGCCACAACUGUGGAAUCAUAAAACUGCCCAAUGAAUUAUUGCUUAUGAUCAUUAAGGAUAUGGCCGACGUCGAUCUUCUAAAUCUGGCCCUCACUUGCCGCUGUCUCUGGUCAAGACUAUUGCCAGAAAUCCUAAGGGUCAUCGUAAGACCCUUGGGCAGCUGGGCAGGAACCCCAAUCAUCUGCGUGGGUCGGCGUACCGAACCUGGUGACGGUACUGAUUAUCCAGAAGGGUUGCUGUCCGCCAGCAUGCUGCAGGACCUGAAGCAAGGGCUGGAAUGGGACAAAAUGGACGAAACCGACAGCUCAGAUGAAACUGACAGCUCAGAGGAAACUAGCAGCUCAGAGAGAGAACCAGAAAAGUAUGAAAAAAGAAAGGAUGAGCCAGGCCAGCCUAUCAACCUCCUAACUUUAGCCAGCAUCAAGUUCAAAACGAUAUGGCAUGUGACCUGGAAGAGAAUGUCUUCCGAGAUCAAUGCUCAGGCCAGAGCAUACAUUGAAUCCCACAGUAUUAUUCCCCCCGGAUUACCGCUGAUUGCAAACCCAUUUCUCGAAGUCCUCUAUUCGAUCAAGAAGAACGAGAUAUGGGUUCUUAGGAAUCUGACGAUCCGUGAAUAUGUGCUUCCGACGUCUAUUGCAUUGAGUUCUACGCAUGUUAGCGGCCCGUUCAUCUGGGGCUUAGGAUUUGGCGAGGUCGUCUUCUAUAUGACCUUAUGGUCAAUUAGACGUGAUCAACCUAGCAUCAAGGGCCCUUGGGCAGGUCAUAAUCUGGAUAUCGCCCCUUUUACUCGCAUGGAGGAAGACGGCGGAAGGUGGACGGAUGCUUCUGAUGCGGUUGCGGAACGCAUUUUUGGACGGUGGAGGAGUGAGUUUGGUAUAGGUUGGAUCAAGGAGAGUGUAAAGAUUGGGUGGUAA